Molecule: messenger RNA, 1228 nt
Organism: Prorocentrum cordatum
Lineage: Eukaryota; Dinophyceae; Prorocentrales; Prorocentraceae
Source: the annotation of a GenBank genome assembly
AGCCGUUGUGGCCUGGGCACCUUUUGCGUAGAGGCCCGCCUCCGCUCCGCGUCCGAGGGUCCCGGCGCGCGCUACCGCAGCGUGCGCCGCCCCACCCAUGAUGGGGUGAAUAUUGGCAGACUGGGGGCACCGAUGCCGUGCUUCCAGCUGCGCCUGGGGGACGCCGUGGCGCAGGCGUGCCUGUGGCUCGCGAGGAGGCUGUGCCCGUGUGCAGGCGGUCGCCCUGCCGGCGUGCAGGCGGUCGCCGCGGCGCCCCCCGCAGCGGAGGCGGAGGCGCGGCGGCCGAGCGCGCAGCAGGCCAGCGUGCAGGCCGCUGGGGGGCAGUCCCUGACGCUCCUGCAGGCCCGGGCGCAGGCGAGGCUCCUGGAGGCCCAGGCGGCGAAACUGAAGGCCACCAUCCGCAGGAGAGGGUCGCAGGGCGAGUCCGGGCCCAUCCUCGGCCACUACGAGCGCGUCCUCGCCGGGCUCGAGGGCGAGAUCGCCUCCCUCGGUGCUGCAGCGGGCCCGCCGGCGGCCGCCUGAGUGCCUCCCGCAGCUCCGCCCGCCCCAUGAGCGGGGCGGAGGCCUGGAGGACCCCAAGAUGGGCUCCCGACAGUGAUCGGGGGACGCCAAUUGGCGCACUUAAAAUCGGUAACCUUGUUUUGGUCGACCCCUGCUACAGCCUCGUGGACGAGGUUCGUGUUGAUUAUGUUUUCGUUUCGUCCUCGCUCUGGGUGUCACAGGCGUCCGGCCGCGACUCCAGGAGGUACGCCAGACCGCUGCUUUAGGUAACCUUGUUUUGGUCGACCCCCGCGGACUAGUAGUGCGGUGGGACCCGGAGGACCCCAAAAAGGGCUUCAGACGGGAAAGAUGGGCCGGGAGGGAAGCACCCAGGACAGAGGGAGAAGGUUACCGACUUGCCGCCAGCCGCACAUGCCGAGCAGCUCUCGGCCUGCAAGAGGCCGAACAGGUCGCUGCACGCCGCAUGCCCCGUACCGCAUCCUGAGACCCGACGGGGCGCACGCGCACACCGUGCAGUGUACAGCCGCAGCUGUGCCCAGAAUUUGUGGGGCGUCGGCCAGGGAAGGGCUGGCCCGACCGCAGCAGCGUCGCGAAUUUGGAGCGGACCUCCCAGCAGGCACGCCCUGGAGCAUACAUUGAUCAGUUACGUUUGUCGUUACAACUUUGCGUACGUAUGUUCCUGUCUAUUUAUGCCUGUAUCACGUGUCUGAUUCCUGACAUGGGCUGU